AAACGACUGUUAGGUUUGGUUUGGUUUAGAUAUAUAUUUUUAAAUAUGUGAUUUUAAUUUUUAUAUGCAUUUUUUUUUUUACUUUUCAAAAUCAGAGCUUUGACUUUAAAUCGCAUAACACUACAUUUCCCAUGACAUCAUGUCAGGACUUCCGUGUUCUCAUUUGAAUCUGUCAAGAAGGUGCAUGCAGUAAACUUCCGUAAGGUUAUUUAACUUUUGGCAUAACAAAGUAGUGAUGUCUGAACUAAAACCUUGUAAGGUGUGUAAUUUUACACGACAACAAUCAUACGGUUUGGUUGUUCCUUCUCUGGACCAACUAAAGAUUAAAGGAAGCGAAUCUCUUGGGUUUAGCCCGAGUACCUCCGUCUCUGUGGUAUUAGAAGAUGAUGGGACAAUAGUUGAAGAUGAGGCCUAUUUCUUGUGCUUACCUACAAACACAAAGUUUAUGCUCUUGCAUGAAAAAGAGACGUGGGCCCCACUACGAAGAAUUGAUGGCGGCACAGCUUGGAUGACCAGGGAGUCUGUGAAUCUUGAGAGCGAUGCUGUGGACAGCUCAAUCAGUGGGAUCGAGCCCUGGUUCUACCUGGCCCAGCAACUCAAGGAGGACCUGGCCAGCAUCAUACUGAUGUCGGAGGCAGAUUUACAAACCCUAGUGGACGUGCCUUGUUUAGAGCUGGCCUCAGCCCUGGGCUUCCCGGAGAGGAAGGCGCUGAAUCUCCAGGACACUCUACAGAGAGUGUUGGACCGCAGGGAGGAAGAGCGACAGUCUAAGGAACUGCUCCAGCUCUACCUCAAGGCAGUGGAGAGAGAAGACAGUCAAGAGGCAGAGCCUAGAAAUGACGGGUCAGGUGAUGUGGAUGUGACAGACGGGCUGGCGGUGGAUUCGGCAUCAGGAUUCAUGUCCAGAACGCUGAUGGUUCUCAAGGGUAAAACGAGCCCUGAGACCAGGCUCUCCAAUGAGGAGCUGCAGAUGGUGGUGAACAAAGGUGCACGGGCCAUGGAGCAAGUCCUGGGCUGGGACUCUGAGAGGACAUUGGCGCUGCUGCAGGCAUGCGAGGAGCAACUGAACAGGCGGCUCCAGCAGGUUCAGGCCAUGCAGUACCUCCGUAGCCACACACAACAACAGGCCAGCACGCAGCCCUCAGACAAGAGCCAAGCCACACAAGCCAAGCGCAGCAAGUAAGGAGUAGGGGGAAGUUGCCCCUACACGCUGAUCUUGGGUGAAUUUAGCGUUUUCCCACUUAUGGUUAGGAUUAGGGAAGGGGAAACUGAUCCUAAAUCUGUACCUAGGGAAACUUCACCCCGGAGCCAGCUAGUAAUACCCCUCUGUCUCUGACCACAGAACACACACUAUCUGCCUUAAGACUGAGACGAUAAGUCACUUUGGUAUCGAUAUACGCCGCCCUCCGUAAGUAUUUGGACGGUAAAGCAUUUUUUCUUGAAAUCGAACAAUGACCAUAAGGUUAAAGUGCACACUGUGAGCAUUAACUUGAGGGUGUUUAUCUAUAUCGGGUGAACAAUGUAGAAAUUCUGUCACUUUUUGUACAUGGUCCCCCCCAUUUUAGAGGACCAAAAGUAUUGGGACAAAUUCACUUAUUUGUCCGUUAAAGUAGUAAAAUGUUAAGUAUUUGGUCCCAUAUUUGUGGCACACAAUGACUACAAAUAUGUUGGAUAAUCCUGACUGAAUUGUGAAUAAUGAUGAGUGGGAAAGUUAGAUGCACAAAUAUCAUGCCCCCAAGGCAUACUAACCUCUCACCAUUAUAAUAACAGGGGAGGUUAGCAUUUUUGGGGGGGGGUAUGAUAUUUGUGCAUCUAACUUUCUCACUCAUCAUUGUUCACGUUUCAUUCAGGAUUAUCCAUAAUCAUGGUAGCAUCCACAUUAAUGUAAGUGUUAGAAAUUCAAGAAACAAAUUCCGUUUUUAUUUACAAUAAAAAUGACUCAAGUGACACAAUACAUUAUUUACCAUUCAUUUCUAAUGGGCACAAAAUAAUCUGAAACCAAACCAAAAAGCAAAUGCAUCCAACAAGUUUGUAGAGGCAAUAAUUACAUCAAGAGUUUGAGUGCUAGGAAUAUGGGACCGAAUACUAAACUUUUGACUACUUUAAUAAACAUAUAAGUGAAUGUGUCGUAAUACUUUUGGUCCCCUAAAAUGGGGGGACUAUGUACAAAAAGUGGUGUAAUUUCUAAACGGUUCACCCGAUAUGGACGAAAAUAACCUCAAAUUAAAUCUGUCAGUCUGCACUUUACCUCAUAGUCAUUGCUUGAUUUCAAGUCCAUACUUUGAGUAUAGAGCCAAAAUAAGAAUAAAUGCUUCACUGUCCCAAUAAUUACGGAGGGCACUGUAUAUCGCCUCCUGGUAUCAAUAAAUGCUCAUAAACGCUGACAUUAUUUGCCAAAUGGCUUUGGUGCCCCUUUUGUGAGUAAAUCACAUGAUGGCUAUCUCUUUAGGUACAUUAAGUAGAAGUGUUAUUAGCAUAGGUAGAUGUUAAUGACCAGAACAAUUAGGGAUGGACCAAUUCUGCGACCCUUUUGAUAUGUUGUCUUGGUCUACUCCUCUGGUACUUUACCUACUCAGGAGAAAAGUGUGACACAAUACCUGAUUCUUGCCCCUGGAAGCUGUAACAAAAUGAUGGUUGAUGUUAACUUAAAUUGUAAGCAAAUAUCUUGGACAAUCCAUUUGUGGUCAAAGAUUGGUAACCCAGUGAUCUGUUGACAUUAUAUUUAAUCAUAUUUUCCUGAAGACUUAAAAUGAGAGCUAAUCGUUCCAUUCCUGUCAAUUUUGUAUACGGAAUAUUGAUAUGUCUCCUAAAACCUUGCCAAAUACUUAGCCUAUUUCUUCUGCCUAUUUUGCUUUCCCUUUUAGUUAAUUACUUGUUUUGACUGCUCUGCAUAUUAUUAACCAAUAUACAUAAAAUAUAACUUAGAAUUCAUUCUUUUUGAGAAACAACCAGAAUUGGUUUAUCCAUCUGUACUUAAACCCUGUAUAUUUAGGAAUGUUAAUGUAAGAAAGGAUAUCAGAUUUGAUAUGUAAUUGUGAUGUAAGCGUGCAUCCGUGUAGUGUGGGCCCAUGUGAGCUAUCUGGUUGUAUUGACAGGACAUCCUUGUUAAUAGGACAGACUUAAAGGGCUGUAAGAUCACAUUUGAAACCAGUUGUUUACAACAAGGACAUGGGGGCAGCAAGGAGGCACAUGUCAUUACAAUGAGAUGUCAACAGAUUUAUAUAUACAGAAAAGUGUAUUCAAGGCAUUUAUGGUGAAACAUGUUAUCUUCACCUGUAUUACGAUGUGAUUAUUGUACUCCACGUGAAUAUGAAUUGAAAUGCUCUUAAGUCCGUUACGCACUCGUUAUUGCUUCCAAUGUUCCUUGAAAGAAAAAGGUGUGUUCAGUUUGAAAUGGUGCAUCUUGGGAGCCCUCUGUAUGAAAUGAAUGAACAUGUACGUACUGUACAUAUAUUUUAUCAUUGAGCCACAGAGUUGUGUAAUCAAAGUUUUACAUUCUGAUUCAUGAGGCUUUUUUUUAUGGAACUGUUUAAAAUGGAACUGACGUGGCAAGCGGAGUGUGUUAAGUAUGACAGCUUUUCUACAAUAAAGCGCACAAUCCUGA
Messenger RNA from Salvelinus fontinalis (brook trout), 3604 nucleotides. It is a transcript of the gene dffa, whose product is annotated as DNA fragmentation factor, alpha polypeptide. The record is from RefSeq and is a predicted model, not a curated record. NCBI's taxonomy places the organism in Eukaryota, Metazoa, Chordata, Actinopteri, Salmoniformes, Salmonidae. The transcript is spliced from 6 exons. Gene Ontology annotation, biological process: apoptotic process; regulation of apoptotic process. The coding region runs from base 236 to 1183 and encodes 315 amino acids.